Messenger RNA from Corythoichthys intestinalis (scribbled pipefish), 7018 nucleotides. Its product is annotated as interleukin-17 receptor D. The record is from RefSeq and is a predicted model, not a curated record. The transcript is spliced from 12 exons. Gene Ontology annotation, molecular function: interleukin-17 receptor activity; protein binding. NCBI's taxonomy places the organism in Eukaryota, Metazoa, Chordata, Actinopteri, Syngnathiformes, Syngnathidae. The coding region runs from base 30 to 1763 and encodes 577 amino acids.
GAGCUUAACAUCCCGUUGUUAGUUUUAACAUGUUUAGGACAGUAAUUAUACUCUGGCAAGUGCUGAUACUUGGUCACCUUGUCCAUUCUCUGGAUAAUUUGGCAACAGCCAUCACUCCUAGAGACUGCAGUCUAGCAUGUAUUCGCCAGGGGGGACCAGGUUGCGACUACUGCAGAAUAAGCAGUGACGAAAUCAGUACCGCUCUCGGCCUCAAGUCUCGCAAACUAAUUGGAAGUUGCAUCCCAUGGCCAUGUUUAAAACUGUUAGGUGAAGAGGACCCUAGCAUUUGUCAACACUACGUUCAAGCACCUACUGAUGUGAUUGUUGAAUUUCUUCCUAAUCCGGACCCUAAUACUGACAGUGUGGUUGUCUCCUGGAAGCCAAGUCUAUAUGGCAUUGCCUUCCUGCGUGGCUUUCAGGUGAUUCUGCAGCCUUUGGGAGGUUCCGGUGUUGCAUGUCAGCUCUUUCUCUUUCAUCAAAACCUCACGCUCUCUGCUUCACAUGCUCAAAGGGUGUACAAAUCAGACCCUUUCCCAGGCCUCCCCCUUGGAUCCCAAUUUUCCCUGACAGUUAUGGCUCUGCCAGUGCCUGAGAAAUGGGAGCAUUUCUAUCGUGGCAAGAUCUUCUCCACACGCACAUGUACAGAGAAAAAUGGCUUUCAACUAUGCAAAAGAGACUGGUAUCCGCAACAUGUUGAUGUUCAGCAGCGAGGAACUGUGAUGACCAUCACCUUCAACCUGGCACCUCUUAACUUUGGCAUUAAAAGCUAUUUUUCUGUUUGUGUAGCAAAUGGCAAGACCACAUACACAGAAAUUGAACCUAAUUACUCUAAAAACAAAACACAUCACAGCUUUGAGCUCAGGGACCUCAAAGAAGGAGCCAAUUACACAUGCGAGAUAGCUGCAAACCAAAUGGAUGCUGUAAGGAAAUUAUUCAACUUUCAAGUCGAGCAUCGAGAGGCUGUUUCCAUAGCUCCCUCCUGGACUCUAUUUAUUCCUGUGAGUUUUGCUGCAGUGGUCAUUGUUGUCGUGCUGUGGGCUGUUCGAAGGCCGACACCGCGCGUACAAAUGAAGGAGCCUUACCUCCAAGCAGAUUUAACCGAGAGCCUGGAAGAAGUGAAGGCCCAGGAGGAAGUGAUGAUACAAUCUGAAAACCGGAAGAACCCUCCACGUCUCUUAAUUUGCUAUAGCAGCAAUGAUGGCCCUGCGCACGUCAAUGCGGUUAUGAAGCUCGGCGCCUUUGUUCAGCAACACAUGGCCACUCAGGUGUCUCUGGAUCUUUGGGAUUCUCUGGGACUGGCCGAGGAGGGACGCACGGCCUGGUUUGCCCGUCAGAUCCGGGAGAGCGACUUUGUCUUGGUAAUUUGUUCCAGGGGCCUCUGCCGCAAAAGCGGGCCUUCAGCAGAAGGCGUCUUUAGUUCUAAUGGGAUGGUAGGCCUCAUCGGAGCAGAAGUGGGCCGAGCCAAAUCUGACGGAAAGGACCUAUCCAAGUACAUGGCUGCCAUUUUCAGUUAUUCUGAAGAGACAGAUAUUCCCACCGAACUAGGGCUCGUGUUCCGUUACAGGCUGACAGCCGAUUUACCUCUGCUUUUCUCGCAACUCCACCAAGUCCCGCUUCACACGCCAGGCCGUUAUGUAAAGAUUGACAACAUCUCACAGGAAGAUUUUAUCCUGUCACCCGCUGGACAGGCUUUGCAGCAGGCGAUCAAUGAAUCAGAGCAGGCAAUGAAAGAAAGUAAAGAGAGAUUUGGCAGUGAGGAGUAAAGCAAUGACAGAAAUUUAAAGACCCAGGUGAAACGAACAAAAGAAUAGUCCCCCCCUCUCUCUGAUAACAUUAUACAAUCUGUCAUAUAUUCUCAGUGGCUAUGUUUCUAUGCAGCCAAUAUCCAGGUUAAGGUAAUUCAUUCAUUCAUUCAAUCAUUCAUUCAUUCAUUCAUUCUUCUUCUGUACCGUUUAUGUUUAUGAGGGUCGAGGCUAACCAUGCUAAAUAUUCAGGUUUUUUUUUUUAGACAUUAAAAUAAUCAUUUUACAUGCACAAGCAAACUGGGUUUUCAGUAAAGCAGCAUACUCCUUUCCAACGUCUGACGCAUGGCGACAUCAUCAUGCACAGAGUCAUGAGAGUCGAGUCGACAUCAUGAUACAAACCACAUCAUUUUAGCAACUCGCCAAACCCCACAAACUUGUAACUGUUCGCCCUUCUUGUAAAUCUCCCUACCAUGGUACAGUUUACCACCAUUAAAAAACUUAAUGUUGAAGUCUUUCACUACUCUGGUGAAGUGAUGAGUUUCCUUCUCAGGCCAAAGGAUUUUAAGUUGUUUUUCGCCACGUAAUGUGCAGCAGCAACUACUUCCUGUAUUAGAUUUUGAGCAUGCACAGAACAUAAAUAUGACAUGCCUUUUUAACAUUGUGUGGAAGUUUGGGACACUACAGAAUGAAUGGCAGACUGGGGUGGUGGUUCUUCUUUUUAAAUAAGGGGACCAGAGGAUGUGUGCCAACUACAGGGGCAUGACACUCCUCACCCUCCCUGGGAAAGUCUACCACAAGGUACUGGAAAGGAGGGUCCGGCCGAUUGUCGAGCCUCGGAUUGAGGAGGAACACUGUGGGUUCCGACCUGGUCGUGGAACAACGGACCAGCUCUUUACUCUCACUGGAGUCCUGGACGGGGCUUGGGACUAUGGUCAUCUAGUCCAUAUGUGCUUUGUGGACCCGGAAAACUCAUAUGACCAGGUCCCCCGGGAUAUACUGGACUUCAUAGGGCCAUCCAAUCCCUGUAAACCUAAACUGAGAGUUGUGUCCAUGUCUUUGGCAGUAAAUCAGACUUGUUCCAAGAGAUGUUGGCCUUUGCCAGGGUUGCGCUUUGCUACCAAUUCUGUUCGUGAUUGUCACGGACAGGCUAUCGAGUUGUAGUUUUGGCGGAGAGGGUAUACAGUUUGGUAGGUUGAGGAUUGCAUCGCUCCUUUUUGCAGAUGAUGUGGUUUUUGCAGCCGUGUGUAAGGCGUGGAUGAGGAUCAUCACCUCUUAAUCUGAGGCCAUGGUUCUCUGCAGGAGACCUGUGGAUUGCCUUCUUCGGGAAGAGAAUGCGGUCCUGCAAAUAGUGAAGGAGUUCCAGUAUCAUGGAGUCUUUUUCACGUGUGAGGGAACAACGGAAAGUGAGAUUAGAUAGAGAAUCGGGGCAACAGAAGCAGUAUUUAUUGCUUUAUCGCACUGUUGCAACGAAGAGAGAGCUGAGCCGAGAGGCAAAGCUUUCCAUCUUCAUUCCUACUCUCACCUAUGGUCAUGAACGAAAGAACAAGAUUGCGGGUACAAGCAGCCGAAACUGUUGUUCUCAGGCAGAUAGCCGACGACUCCUUCAGAGACAGGGUCACAAACGCUGCUAUUCGUGAGAGGCUCAGAGUGAAGUCGCUGAUCCUUCAUGUAGAAACGAGUUGGUUGAGGUCGUUCCAGCAUCUGCUGUGGAUGCCACCAGGGUGCCUCUCUAGAGAGGUGUUCCUGACACGAACAGCUGGGAAAAAAACCUUGGGGCAGGCCCAGAACCAGGUAGAGGGAUUAAAUCUCAACACUGGUUUAGCAGUGCCUCGGGAUUGGGGCUCCCUGCUGAAACUACUUCCCCCGCGACUCGACUUGUUACCGGUUAAAGAUGGAUGGAUGGACAGAACAUAAAUGAAGGCUCCCUUCUCAGGUGAUAGCUAGUUUCAAGGCCAGAUAUUCGGUUGAUAAAAGAAUUAACCCGAGAGUAGUGAUUGGAUUUUUAAAAAACAGAAUAUAAUAAUAUUGGGGUUUUCAAACCUGUUUACAUGGCCUUACAUAACCGGGGUAUUGUCAAAUACCUGAUUACGAAAGGGUUAUUGGCCGCAUCUAAACAUAUAGUAGCCACUAUCCAUAUUAGCAGACGGAAGACAGAUUUAUACACGCACACACACAAAUUAUAUUCACACAUACAAACAAAAAAGUAAUCAUCCUGUAAUUGUCGGAUAGUGUAUUUUCUUCAAGGAUGACUCUUUAUAUAGGAAAUUAUAUAAGAAUUCCGGCCUAUAUGUUUUUUGCGGGGACCAGUGUUGUUAAUCUUACUGAAAAAAAGUAAUUAAUUAUAGUUACAAAUUACUUCUCCCAAAAAGUAAUUGCGUUAGUAACUCAAUUACCUGAAUGUAAGAGUAAUUAGUUACUUGGCAAAGUAAUUGGUGAUAAUUACUUUUUUUUUUCCCUCAAAAAAAAAAAAAAAAAAAAAAAAAAAAAAAAACAUUGGCCACACUAUGUGAAGUUUUUUGUGAAGGUUUUUGGUACAAUUGGCCCGAGCCCAAUUCUUUACCCUAAUUUACCCUUUACCCUGAAUCAACUGUAAAAAGUUGUUAAAAUUGCUCCCAUUAUUGCAUUUGUUCCCUUCUCUCUACUUUCGACAUAUGAAAGUUUUAAAACUGUUUCAUCAUUUAAAGAUAGAUUCAAGUCAAGAUUUUGCCGAUUUAGAAGUAUUUAUAUAAAAAGAUUAAAAGAAGAUAAAAAGUUACUUAGGUUCGCUCGGAAGGUUCUCUUUAACAGAGCCGUCCUAAAAAGUCUACUGCUUUAAGAUGGCGGCUGUCUACUAACGCAUUUAGUGCCAUGCAGUGUUGUUAAUUUUACUUUAAAAAAGUAAUUAAUUACAGUUACAAAUUACUUCUCCCAAAAAGUAAUUGCGUUAGUAACUCAGUUACCUGAAUGUAAGAGUAAUUAGUUACUUGGCAAAGUAACUAGUGAUAUGUUUUUUUCUUUCUCAAAAAAAAAAAAAAAAAAAAAAAACACACACACACACACAGGUCACACAAUGUGAAGCUUAAAGUGUUUGGGGGACAAUUGGCCCUAGCCCAAUUCUUUACCCUCCACUUAACUAGACACAAGGGUAUUGCGAUAACUAGCUAGUAACCUUUGCUGUGUGUGGAAGUCAUUUAAAGUUGUGAAUCAAUCGUUAAAGUUGUUAAAAUUUCUCCCGUUAUUGCAUUAGUUCCCUUCUGUCUACUUUAAACAUGUGUAAGUUUUAAAACUGUUUCAUCAUUUAAAGAUAGAUUUAAGUUAAGAUUUUGCCGAUUUAGGAGCAUUUUAGAUUUUAAAAAAUUACUUAGGUUCGCUAGGAAGGAUCUCUACAUCAGGGCCUUCCUGAGAGGUCUACUGCUUUAAGAUGGCGGCUGUUUACAAACGCAUGUAGUCCUUAAAACAUGUUGGCAGUGCAGCAGUGUCUAUCAUUUGCAUCUAGUUCUAUAAUAUGAUAUCUACCGUGUCAUGUGGGCGUAGUUUGUCUGCUAUGGCUGCAGUCAGGUAUUAUUGGAGCCACCUAGCAUCGCGGUUGCAACGGCGUCUUCCCCACUCCUGCUCUGCUCUCGUCCCCGUGAGUCCGUUUCUCUCAGACUUUUUUUUAUUCAACCAACUUAGUAACGCAUAGUAACGCACGCCUUUCCCGCCUCAGUAACGGUAACGGCGUUGCCAAGAUGAGAAAAGUAAUUAAUUAGAUUACUCAUUACUGAAAAAAAUAACGCCGUUAGUAACGCCGUUAUAUUGUAACGCCGUUAUUAACAACACUGGCGGGGACUGAUCCAAAUUUCUCAAUUCCCACACGGCUCUCUGCUGCUCACAUUAGUUAAUGACAGCCACAAACUUCUACAAAAAGUGGCACGAAGCAAAUACGUGGGUAGCCAAAUUACAGCUGGUCUCCCUCCAUGAGCAACAUACUAUUUCUGCCUCAGCAGUGCACUUUGACCUAAAAAAAUGUGUAAAUACACUUUGAAUACUAGGUAUGUGCACCCAAAGAUUUAAUUAAGCUAUCAAACUCAAACACAAGAGUUCUAUUAUUUGCUUUUCUAUAUAUUUUUAAGAUUGCACAAAUGCAAAUCUCAUGAUGGUGUAAUUACUGAUGUCAAUGAAUAAGCUAUUACUGUCUUAAGUGGAAGAACAUUUAUCUCAAGGUAUACUGUAUAUUACAAUAAUGUAUGUCUAGUGUACUCCCGAAUAUAUGUAGUACCAAAAUGAUAUUCACAAAAUGAAUAUGAAUGUUUACAUUGUGUUUUCCAAGAUGGGCUAAUGAGCUGAGUCCGUUGUGUUGACAGUUAGUGCGUUAAUGAACUUUGUGUCUUGUUUGAUCUUAAUUCAUGUACUAAAUAAUCAUUCAACUACUACUUGGAUACCUCAAACACAGUUUGCGCUGAUUCAUGUUUCCAUUGUGAUUGACAGACUUUGUAUAGCAAAUCAUGCCAGUAAAAGCCUUCAUAUCUUGGGCGUUUUCAAGCACUAUGUAUUUUGUGAGUGCAAUUGUUAACAAUGAUAUACCUCAAUAUGCAAGACUGUCUGUGAAACAUAUGUCUGGGACAUAAAUGUUGAGAAGACAAUAUUUGUAAUGUAUGUACGUAAGUGAAUUGGUUGAAUUGUGUUCUAUUUAUUGCUUUUCUAUUUAAAUAUCUAAUAAAGAGACAUUUCAUCUGUACAUUCUGUGUGCCAUGUAACAAUUACAGUACACUAUUGUAUGUAAUUAUAUCGCAUUCUCAACAAAUUACAGUUAUGACUUUGCUUAAAAUCUUGUGCAACUGACAGACAACAAUGAAUUGAGGACCAGAAUGCCCAUUUAACCAACUUUGUCAUGUCCUAUGCUAUUUUGAGCCACGAUGGUGCAAAGAUGAUCUUCUAAUGAUAGAUGUACGUAAUACCAAACUAGUCGGCAAAAAGCUAAAAUACUGUACGUGAUACCAAACUAGUCGGCAAUAAGCGGAAAAUAUUUUCUAUGUGAGUCAAUUCAAGAAAAAAGUCCCAUCUUCUAGUCUUAAAAAUGCUAUUGGAACACCCAUUACAUAUGGAAACAUAUAGGUACAGUAUAAUUUUGGAGGAAAUAUCAUUCAUGUCUUUUCUGAACCAACCUCAAUAAAGUGACACUCCAGUGGAAGUCAACUUUGAUAAAUUAUUUGAUUUGGUCAAAGAAAAGAUGUGUUGUUUACAAGUCCACCAAAUUUGAAUUAAUGAAAAAUAUGCUAAAUAAUUUUAAUAAGACUUCAAAAUGGGGAGGAAGG